AUGAACGGCGAGUUGCAAAUCAAAUCUGCUCCAUUUCAAAAUGCAAGAGGAACGCGAGGAGAUCAGCUGAUGUCGGUGCCAGGCCCUCGUGUGGCUGUUACUCUCGUCUACAAACUUAAUAAGAAGUGCAUAUUGAAGACUUCAGAUAUCUUAACCUGCUGGAAGACACGUGGAAAAAUUGUUGCAGUGGUCUUCACAGAAUUACUAAUGAUUUUCAAAAAAAUGUCAUGCUCCCAACUAGAAAAUGUUGUUAAAUUUGGAAAUGGUACGAAGAUAGAACAUACGUGCUUGAAAACAGACGCCACAGACAACCACAACGAGAAGCCCCACAUCGAGCCACAGCAGCCACAGCAAGACAAUUUUUCUUAG
This is a messenger RNA of Helobdella robusta, 369 nucleotides long. RefSeq lists its product as hypothetical. NCBI's taxonomy places the organism in Eukaryota, Metazoa, Annelida, Clitellata, Rhynchobdellida, Glossiphoniidae. The record is from RefSeq and is a predicted model, not a curated record. The coding region runs from base 1 to 369 and encodes 122 amino acids. The transcript has 3 exons.